UGUGUAUUGGCUAUAUUUGUUAUUUUCCUUGAGAAACUCAAAUCCACGGCACCAUGGCAGUAAGUCCAAGAAAGAAUACGAGAAGCAGAAGCAGGAGUUAUUCUCCAGUGAAGGUAGCUUCGCCAAAAGCGUCACCGAAGAAGGCCAAGAAGAAACUAGUAAAGGGAGGAGUAACCAAGCCCACGACAUUGUCGAUGGUCGUUACCGCUAUUAAAGCUAUGAAGGACAAGAAGGGAUCGUCCGUCCAGGCCAUCAGAAAAUACAUAAUGGCCAACUACAGCAAGUUCAUCACCGCGACCAGGGUAUCCUCGUCUAUCAGGAUUGCUUUGGUUCGUGGACUAAAGACUGGAGCACUGGUGAGACCCAAGGGAUCUACUGCCACUGGGGCUACUGGUAGAUUCCGAAUUGGCAAACCAGCAGCUAAGAAACCAAAGACACCCAAGAAAAAGAAGGCUAAAAAGGCAAAGAAGGUCAAGAAGGCCACUGCAAAGAAGACCAAGAAACCUAAGAAGGCAAAAUCGCCCAAAAAAGCUGCGAAGAAGUCGACUAAGAAGCCCAAGAAGUCUCCAAAAAAGGCGAAAAGAGCGACAAAACCCAAAGUCAAAAAGAAGGGACUUGACAGUCAGCAUCCCAUCUGUAAAAACUACAAGGUAUAGACAGAAAUCAUUCUCCUUUGAGGUGGCCGGGGUGUGGAACAGUCUUCCAAACGAAUUGCAGAGAUAUGAAUACUUCCCAGAAUUCCGGAGGCUGGUCCACACCUGGGAUGGUCCCACUAUAUGUACAUGUUCCAUCUGUACAAAGAUGAAAGAUUGACUUUUUGGCUGCUUACUUUCUUUUGUGUAAUUUUUCUUUUUUAUGCUG
This is a messenger RNA of Mizuhopecten yessoensis (Yesso scallop), 861 nucleotides long. RefSeq names its product sperm-specific H1/protamine-like protein type 2. The record is from RefSeq and is a predicted model, not a curated record. Gene Ontology annotation, biological process: nucleosome assembly; chromosome condensation; negative regulation of DNA recombination. The transcript has 2 exons. Gene Ontology annotation, molecular function: double-stranded DNA binding; structural constituent of chromatin; nucleosomal DNA binding. Bases 54 to 656 code for a protein of 200 amino acids. Lineage: Eukaryota; Metazoa; Mollusca; Bivalvia; Pectinida; Pectinidae. Gene Ontology annotation, cellular component: nucleus; nucleosome.